Messenger RNA from Coregonus sp. 'balchen', 903 nucleotides. The record is from the annotation of a GenBank genome assembly. NCBI's taxonomy places the organism in Eukaryota, Metazoa, Chordata, Actinopteri, Salmoniformes, Salmonidae.
AUGUAUAACAUGAUGGAAACCGAGAUCAAGAGCCCGCUCCCGCAAUCCAAUUCGGGCUCAGCUGCGGGCAACAAGAACAACAGUGCCAACGACCAGGACCGGGUGAAGCGGCCUAUGAACGCUUUCAUGGUGUGGUCCCGUGGACAGCGGAGAAAGAUGGCACAAGAGAACCCUAAAAUGCACAACUCUGAGAUCAGCAAGCGGCUCGGUGCAGACUGGAAACUUUUGACCGACGCGGAGAAGAGACCCUUCAUCGACGAGGCCAAGCGUCUGCGCGCCAUGCACAUGAAGGAGCAUCCGGAUUACAAAUACCGUCCCCGAAGGAAGACCAAGACCCUGCUCAAGAAAGACAAGUAUUCUUUACCUGGAGGACUUCUGGCGCCAGGUGCCAACGCUGUCAACAACGGCGUCUCGGUGGGACAGCGGAUGGACAGUUAUGCUCACAUGAAUGGCUGGACAAACAGUGCAUACUCUCUCAUGCAGGACCAGUUGGCCUACCCUCCGCAUCACAGCAUGAACAGCCCCCAGAUCCAGCAGAUGCACCGGUAUGAGAUGGCAGGGCUCCAGUACCCCAUGAUGUCCUCGGCGCAGACCUACAUGAACGCAGCGUCCACGUACAGCAUGUCCCCAGCAUACACGCAGCAGACCUCCAAUGCCAUGGGCUUGGGCUCCAUGGCCUCCGUGUGCAAGUCCGAGCCGAGCUCCCCUCCACCGGCGAUUACCUCCCACUCCCAGAGAGCGUGUUUGGGGGAUCUGAGGGAUAUGAUCAGCAUGUACCUGCCUCCCGGUGGAGACGGCGCGGAUCACUCUUCCCUGCAGACCAGUCGGUUACACAGUGUUCAUCCGCACUAUCAGACCGCGGGGACUGGCGUGAACGGAACGCUACCCCUAACUCACAUUUGA